AGGCCCACAUGCACGGAGGAGUAUCCCCUUCACAAUGAGGAGCCCAAUGCGCGCCAUCCACUCGCUCGCCGCGCCACAGGGGCCGCCGCCGGCGAGGCCACCUGUCCGCCGCGGUACGGCGGCGGCCUCUCCCCUCCGGGGUUCCUCGCCGCCGCCGGCACCUGCGUCCCUGAGCCUCGCCUCCCGCCGCGCCGCGCUCCUCGCCCUCGUCCUGGCCGCGGCGCCGGCGCGCCCUGACGCCGCCGCCGCCUUCUCCCUCGGCAUCCCUGGGCCGAAGGAGCUGUUGCGGGAGCAGAAGAAGAAGUCGGCGUCCUUCCUCCUCGCGCCCAUCGCCGCCUCCCGCGACACGCUCCUCAAAGCUCAAGCGCUCCUUGCUUCCCCAAAUGCGUCUGCUGGGGACGCCGAGGAGGUGAGGGGGCGGAUCAGUGCGGCGGGGAGGGAUUGCGUGCCGCGGGAGAGGAACUCGAUCGUCUCUUUCCAGUCGAAGACUGGCGUUGAGGUCUGCACAUUCAGUUUGAUACUGAAGAAUGCCGCAUCGUUGCUGACCAAAAAGGAUCCUCUCAAGGUUGAAGCUGAUACUAGGCUUGUGGAGCUCAUACAGUCAUUCUCUGACCUGGGAACACUGGUGGAGAGCAGUAAUUUUGAGCUCAUCGGUGACAAAGAGAAGAUGAAGGAUGGCUUGCUGAGCACUAUCUCUGCCCUUGACAAGUUUGAACAGAGUGUUAAAGACUGUUUAGGUGUUUAGAACUGGUUUUUCCUGAGUCCCAUCAAUUUUCUCAAGGCUGUAAAAUGACUUAUUGUUUUCGUUUUCCUUAUAUUCUUGUGGUAUAUCAUAUAUGGCAAGGUUUCAUUUGCUUUUUGCUCAUCAGGGCCUUUUGUUGUAGAACACAUUGUGUAUUUGAUAUGUAUGUUACUUAUGGUAAUUGCCUGCACGAUUUCUACCUUA
Messenger RNA from Panicum hallii, 946 nucleotides. RefSeq lists its product as uncharacterized. The record is from RefSeq and is a predicted model, not a curated record. The transcript is spliced from 6 exons. Gene Ontology annotation, cellular component: chloroplast. Lineage: Eukaryota; Viridiplantae; Streptophyta; Magnoliopsida; Poales; Poaceae. The coding region runs from base 35 to 745 and encodes 236 amino acids.